Molecule: messenger RNA, 1740 nt
Organism: Aspergillus steynii IBT 23096
Lineage: Eukaryota; Fungi; Ascomycota; Eurotiomycetes; Eurotiales; Aspergillaceae
Product: ribosome biogenesis TSR3 family protein
Exons: 3
Coding region: 17-1366 (449 amino acids)
Biological process (GO): maturation of SSU-rRNA
Molecular function (GO): rRNA small subunit aminocarboxypropyltransferase activity
Source: RefSeq, a predicted model, not a curated record
AAACCAAAACUCCCGGAUGGGGAUCCAGCGCCGAGGGGUAUAUAAUGAGGACGAUAAACCUGUGGGGGGAAAGAUGAUGGGGAGAGGUUGGAUCGUGCCAACGUUAGGAGUGCGUGGUUUAGUCUUCCACGUGUGGCGGUUCCGUCGUCGGCCUUCAGCAGAUCAUCUCUUGGGCACUUUCCACCUCCUCCGUCGCAUCCCCCCAGAACAACCGGCGCACCGUCGCGAAAUUCUCCCCUUGUACAGCGUCUGCACAGAUUCCGCCAUGGUCCGACACAAGAAAGACAACUUUUCGCGAGGAGGCAAGAAAUUCGCCAACCCCCGCCCACGCCCUGUACCCCGCGGUGACGGUGAAGCCGCCGACAGACCGGCCUUCAAGGCUGCCUGCUGGGAUUUGGGUCACUGCGAUCCCAAAAGAUGCUCGGGGAAACGCUUGAUGCAGUUCGGAUUGAUGCGAGAAUUGUCGAUCGGGCAGAAAUUUCCCGGCGUCAUUGUCUCUCCGAAUGCGAAGAAAAUCCUGUCCCCUGCCGAUCGCGAACUACUUGAACAAUUCGGUGCCGCCGUGGUAGAAUGUUCCUGGGUGAGGGUGAAGGAGGUGCCGUGGUCACGAAUCGGCGGGAGAUGCGAAAGACUCUUGCCGUACUUGAUCGCAGCCAACACAGUUAACUACGGGAAACCCUGGCGACUCAACUGCGUCGAAGCGCUCGCGGCCUGUUUCUGUAUCUGCGGACACGAAGACUGGGCUCGCGAGGUCCUCAAACACUUUCCUUACGGCGAGGCAUUCCUUGAGAUCAACUCCAAGCUUUUUAAGCGAUAUGCCGCCUGUCAGACCGAGGAGGAUAUCAAGCGGACGGAGGAGGAAUGGCUGGCGAAGAUCGAGAAAGAAUAUGAAGAUAGCCGCGCCGAAGGGGGCGCCGACGAUAUGUGGACAGUCGGAAACACGAAUCGCAAAGCCGGGGUAGAUUCCGACUCGGAGGAGGAUGACGAUGAAAAAAGCGACAAAGAUGACGAGGAAGAAGAAGAGGCGGAUAAAGACCCCUUCGCUAUCUCCGACGAUUCGGAGGAAGAAGAGCAAAUGGCUGAAAUCCGACGCAAAAUCCUCAGUUCGAAAUCGUUCCAGAAUCCCUCGGUUUCCGACAAACCGCAGCCCGAAAAGAUCGCACAACCGGACCCAGAGCCGGUCGAGGACUCGGAUGCCGAGUCAGGAUCUGCUGAGGGCAGUGAUGAUGAAGCCUUCGACAAUAUCAUCAAUGCGACGCCCGUGACGGACCGAACAGGAAUCAUCGCCGCGUCCCAGAAGAAGAAGAAAGAGACUUACAGUGCCUCGUUUUCUCGCACGACGAUUAAUGCUCCCAAGAGGUGGUAGAUUAUGAACCCUACCUCGACGAGGUACUAUGUCCAAAAAGUUCCUUUAUAACGACUGCUGCUCUUUUAUCGCUUUCAAAUCAUCGGCAUGGACGGCUGUACAGCGGGUCCUGGUCAAGAGAUCAAAUUUACGAGAAAAUAUUUUGUUAUGUAUAGUACCAUGAAUGAGAUGAACCAAUUUAGGACAGGUUAUGCUAUGAAGCUUGACGAAAUUCUGAAGGUGCAUGAAGGUGCCUGAAGGCGGCCUGUCAGGAACACCUCCGCUUCCUCCUCGCUUCUUCUUCCUCUUUUCCCUUCCCACACGCAUCCCCCAUCGGAUCAUGAGUCAACCAACGUUGUCUUGGUUGAUUGGUGCAUCUGAUUCAGUUGGCUCAA